Messenger RNA from Cydia amplana, 1702 nucleotides. RefSeq lists its product as uncharacterized. The record is from RefSeq and is a predicted model, not a curated record. Gene Ontology annotation, cellular component: extracellular matrix. Bases 83 to 1378 code for a protein of 431 amino acids. The transcript has 4 exons. Lineage: Eukaryota; Metazoa; Arthropoda; Insecta; Lepidoptera; Tortricidae.
GCGGUCACGUAUAAAUGGCUCAGAUUGCUCUUUUCAUAUCAGUGCGUUUUUGACACGACGCGGUCAAGUGCGUCUCGUGAACAUGAAUUUAUACGUUGCGAUAUGUCUUCUGGCGCUCACGGCGUCGACGAAGGCUGACGGGGGACUAGGGCUCGGAGGCCUAGUGUACGCACCCGGGCAUGCCUCAGUUGAUUAUUAUGCCUAUCCCCGUUAUGCAUUCGAAUACUCUGUGAAAGACCCUCACACCGGUGACAAUAAAGCGCAAUGGGAGAAACGUGAUGGUGACGUUGUCAAAGGAGCAUAUUCACUUGUGGAACCCGACGGCAGCCUGCGUGUCGUGGAGUACUACGCCGACGAUAAGACGGGCUUCAAUGCCGUCGUGAAGCGCCUGGGCCCCAACCUGCACCCGGCCACCGUCCACGCAGCCCCUAUCUACAAAGCCCCGAUCCCGGUACUCAGCGGACAUGGUUCCAUCCACUCCCCGAUUUCCGUCGGCCCGGUGGCAAACCUGGGACACCUGGCGAGCGCACCUCUGAUCUCAGGACCGAUCCAUGGAGGCCCGAUAUAUAGCCCCGCUUUGUCGUCUCAGAACCUGAUCAAAGAACCAGUGAUCGAGACACAUCUGCCCGCGCCUAUCCUCCCUGAACCUAUAUUACAUGAGCCUAUCCAACACGCGCCAAUUCUAAAAAGCCCGAUCCUGUCUGAACCUUAUCCUCAUGAACCGAUCAUCAAAGGCCCUAUUCUGCCCGGACCCAUUUAUAAGAAUGGCCCAAUCGUGACCUCUCCUCUUCUUUUUGAGCCUAACUACAAGGGUCCUAUUCUACCCGGACCUAUCUACAAGAAUGGCCCACUCCUGCCAGGACCCAGCUACAAAAACGGCCCAAUUUCUUAUGGACCUCUGCCAAUCCUCAAAGGCCUGCCCGGGCCUAUCUACAAGGCUGGACCGAUUUACUCUGAGUCUUUAGGCCCGUUGCCGGAUUACAAAGCGCCACUACCCCUUUACAAUGAACACAUACAUCGUCACAAGGAGCCGCUGCCCGCUUUGCCUUUAUUGAAGGGGCCGGCAGAGCUUGGACUAUAUGGUAAAGGACCUAUCAGCACGCUCAAUUGGGAAGGUUUAGGGAGAGGAAACCUCGAGCAGGGCUAUGGUUUGGACAAGGGCAUCGGCCCGCUCCCAUCCCUGGGAGGUUACGGAUUGGAAAAAGGAAACUAUGGACCCGUCCUACCCUACGCAGGAUUAGAAAGAGGUCAUGGAUUGCUCAAAGGGAACAUUGGACCUAUCCUACCCUAUGAAGGCUUAGAAAAAGGCCGUCUGCUGCCCUCCUGGAACGGUCCUAUAGAGUAUCCCCUGUACCCACAGGACGGGUACAAACACUGAACGCAACGAUGAAUUAUAGCCGGAAGCCCACAGCGGCACACGCGACGCACAAGGUUUCAAACAGAAGAUAAGAGAGGCAAGCAACAGUGCAUAGUGGGCUUCUUACUUUACCAAUCAAAUGCCGCUGCCUUUUUCAAGGCUCCUUUGCCAUGUCUUGAUUAGAAUAACUAACCAUGAGCCCUCAUUGGUGAUAUGACAACGUAGUCGAUAGUUUAGACCAAAUUGUAAUUAUUUUAGGAUAUUUAAUAUUUAUGUUGCUACGAUUAAGAUAUUUAGUAUAUCUUUACGAACACAAUAUAGCAUGCGCCACCGUGUGGUAUAUAA